AUGGAGGAGCAGGUCGCGAAUGCCAUAGAAAUCGCCGGGAACCCAGCUUCAGACCAGGCCCUCAAGGCGCAGGCUUUCGAAUACAUCAGCCAGCUUCGCUCAGACCCGUCGGGAUGGCAGCCGUGUCUCUCGAUCUUUACAAAGUUGCCCCGUCAUUCGGAGAUAGUACGGCAUGUGGCCCUGGAGAUUGUCACCAGCGCCACGCAGUCUGCCCAGGUGGAUUUGCAAGGGCUUGGGUUCAUCAAGGACAGUCUCAUGUCCUACUUGCAGGAGAUGUAUGGGGCCGGAGCUACGAACGAGCCAGACCAGGCGAAUAUCCAGAACAAGCUUGCCCAGACGAUUACCUGUCUCUUCUCUGCCCUCUAUGCCAACGGAUGGGACACAUUCUUCGAUGAUAUCCUGCGCCUGACCUACAAGUCGCCUGAGAAUCCAGCCCGAGACAACGGUUUGGGGACCGUCUUCUUUCUCCGUGUUAUCAAUUCCAUACAUGACGAGAUAGGUGAUGUCCUACUCUCACGUUCGCGGGCCGAGCAGGACAGGGCAAAUACACUGAAGGACCUUAUUAGGGAGAGAGAUGUGCAGAAACUGGUCAACUCGUGGCUGGAGAUUCUAGGGCAGUGGCAGGAUCAGGACAAUGUCAUCACGGCCAUGGUGCUCAAGGCAAUCGGGAGCUGGGUAAGUUGGAUCAAUAUUUCCCUGGUCGUCAACCAGGGCAUGCUUGAUCUUCUAUUCCACCAGCUCGCAAAGGCUAAGGACGUAAACCUAAGUAAUGGAGGGGAAAGAGUCCGGGAUGCUGCCAUUGACGUCUUUACGGAGAUUGUUGGAAAGAAAAUGAAGCCGUCUGAUAAAGUGGACAUGAUCGUUUUUUUGAACCUCGAGAGCAUCGUCUCUCAACUCUCCACCAGCCCGCCUCUGCACGAGUACCGGUUUACAUCAAAAUAUGACACCGAUUUAGCUGAGACGGUUGCAAAGCUUGUAAAUAUCACAGCACUGGAUAUUGUCAAAGCCCUGGAAUCCGACGGUAUUGAUGUUGCAACUAAGGAGAAGGCCGAAGCGUUGCUACAGGCCUUCCUCCCCCAUGUCUUGCGUUACUUCUCCGACGAAUAUGAUGAGAUAUGCUCGACAAUCGUUCCUUGUGUGAAUGACAUGCUCACUUACUUCCGAAAGGUUGCAAAGAAGAACCCUGAAUUGGCAUCUCAGCAGAAUCACAUGUUGCUACCAAUUCUCAAGGCUAUCAUUCAAAAAAUGAGAUACGACGAGACUUCAAGCUGGGGAAGCGAAGAUGACCAGACAGAUGAAGCAGAGUUCCAGGAACUACGACGGAGACUCAACGUUCUACAGCAGAUAAUCGCAUCAACAAACGAGCAGCUCUUUAUCGAAGCCGUCACUGACGUCGUUCGCUCGACAUUCUCUAGUUUAAGACAGCCGGGGGCACAACUAGACUGGCGUGACCUUGACCUAGCUCUACAUGAGAUGUUCCUCUUCGGCGACCUUGCAACAAAGGCCGGAGGACUCUACAAUAAGCAUAAGCCCAACAAUCCUGCCGCGGAACGCCUGAUAGAAAUGAUGCUGGUCAUGGUCGAGUCCGAUGUCCGCUCGUUCAACCAUCCGGCCACUCAGCUGCAGUACAUGGAAAUAUGCGUGCGUUAUAGCGCAUUCUUUGAACAUCAUUCCCAUCUCCUUCUGGGUGUUUUAGAAGGGUUCCUUCGCCUUGCCCAUCAUCAGAUGCUAAAGGUGAGGACCAGGUCGUGGUAUCUAUUUCACCGUCUCGUAAAGCAUCUUCGGGCUUUUGUGGGGAAUGUUGCGCAAACCGUCGUCGAAGCUCUUAGUGACCUUCUCACCAUUAACGCCGAAGUGCCUGGCGAUAACUCUGAUGGUGAUGACCUGUCCUCUGAGGAUAUUGGGGGGUCCCGAGACACAGUUUUUACUAGUCAAUUGUACCUUUUCGAGGCCAUUGGAACUAUCUGUUCAACAGCGUCAUCGGUUGAAAAGCAAGUGUACUUUGCACAAUCAAUCAUGAACCCCAUCUUCAUGGACAUGGAAAAGAAUCUACAAGCUGCACAAGCAAACGAUGAACGUGCCAUUCUGCAGAUUCACCAUGAUAUCAUGGCACUUGGUACCCUUGCCAAAGGUUAUUCUGACUGGACGCCAGGAUCAACGUCCCCCCAAGCACCACCCCCUCCGGAAGUAUCAGAAGCAUUUGGACAAGUAUCAGAGGCAACACUAGUUGCUCUUGAGUCUUUAAAGAGUUCUUUCACUAUCAGAACUGCAGCUAGAUUUGCAUUUUCCCGACUCAUCGGCGUUAGAGGAUCGAGAAAUCUACCACAACUACCUAGAUGGAUCGAUGGUCUACUUACCGCUACUUCCUCAAAGGAUGAAAUGGCACUAUUCCUUCGGCUUUUGGAUCAAGUUAUCUUCGGUUUUAAGUCGGAGAUUUACUCCAUUCUCGACACUUUAUGGACACCUUUUCUUCAGAGAGUAUUUUCUGGUAUUGCCGAGCCAAUAACAGGCACAGACGAUGAGAUUCAGCUAGCCGAGCUAAAACGUGAAUAUCUUAACUUUUUGCUCAUGAUACUGAAUAAUGACCUUGGCUCCGUGAUCAUCAGUAGCUCGAACCAAUCCAUCUUUGAAACCGUCAUUUCAACCAUUGAGCACUUCGCGAAAGAUGCAGAUGAUUUCCCAACAGCAAAAAUGGCAUUCCUUGUUCUCGCUAGGAUGUCUAGCCUUUGGGGAGGUCCAGAUAUCGUGGCUCCGGUGAAUGGCACCAACACUACCCAACAAGAAACCGCCCUGCCUGGGUUCGCCCAGUUCAUGAUAACCCGCUUCUCUCCUCUAUGCUGGGCAUUACCAAUGAAUUCCUCGUUUAAUUCCAAAGAUGCCCAGGCAAAGCAGGUCCUUGGAGAAGCAGCAGCGAUGCAAAAGGUGAUCUACUCAAAAACUGGCCCUGAGUACCUUCAAUGGCUCCGAACGUCUGAAUUACCAGGAAUGGGGAUGGGAGAAGACCUGAUCAAUGAAUAUGUAUCAUCUUUAGAGCAGCUAGAUGUAAAGGCUUUUCGGCAGUUUUUCCAGGCAUUUAUACAACGGUUAAGCGCAUGA
Messenger RNA from Nannizzia gypsea CBS 118893, 3096 nucleotides. Its product is annotated as exportin-T. Gene Ontology annotation, biological process: tRNA re-export from nucleus. Gene Ontology annotation, cellular component: nuclear matrix; cytoplasm; nuclear pore. Gene Ontology annotation, molecular function: small GTPase binding; tRNA binding. The transcript is spliced from 5 exons. NCBI's taxonomy places the organism in Eukaryota, Fungi, Ascomycota, Eurotiomycetes, Onygenales, Arthrodermataceae. The record is from RefSeq and is a predicted model, not a curated record. The coding region runs from base 1 to 3096 and encodes 1031 amino acids.